CGUAUUACUUUGCUGCUGCUUAUUGCAGCAGCGUGCAACGCGACGCCGCUUCAUCUACGAGCUCCGAUCGCUAUGGGAGGACUUGAAGGCGAGGUAACUUUUGAACAAACGAGUCAAGAGAACGUGACAAUCCGCGUAAGACUGACUGGAGAGGAACCCAGCACCUUCUCGUGGAGCAUACGCGACCUCUCCGCUGCGCUCGAUUCAGCUGCACCCUGCAACUCCUUAGGCCGUGCACGUCAUGACUUCUCUCGACGGCACGGAAAGCUCGACCUGGGACCCAACAGUACAGAGCUCGUCUUCGAAGACGAUUCUGUCAAACUUGGAGGCUCCGACACUAUAUGGGGACGUGCGCUGUUAUUGCAAGGUCCGGGUAACCGCGUCGCUUGUGCAACUGUCAUGUCGGAGGGACCCGUCGCGACUUCCAGGGCGGUGUUCCGAGCUCCAAUCGCUGGAAUACUCGACUUUCGCCAGACUCCCGACGAUCUGUAUCUGAUUUAUUGUGACUUGUACCACGUGCGCGAUUCUGUACCGCCAAAGCGGUACACCUGGAACCUGCUGGUGGCCGACGUGCUUGACGACGGUCGCCGAGGCGAGAACUGCGCUGGAGCGCCGCUGUUCGACCCGGGACCUCAUUCUUCCGUGCAAGGUGAAUGCAGUCGCGCAAAUCACACCGGAUGUCGGGCGGGAAAUAUGACAGCGAAACAUGGUCCACUUCCCGUUUCUCGCGCGGGAACUCCCGCCAAGAGAGUGUUCUUGGACAUGCACUUGCCCCGUGCCACAGCAGCUCGUCUUCUCGUGACCAUCUUGGACGACGAUGGACGGUCGGUAGCCUGUGCUCGUGUGCGUAUGUUGGACACUCGCGAACUAGUGGCGACGGUCGAAGGGCGCGGACUGCGCGCGAAACUUGUGCUUCGCCAGAGACACCCUAGUGAACCGACGAGUGUUCGCGCGCGCGUCCAGCGUAAUCCUUUCGGCGAGAUACCCACCUGGCGCGUACUUGCGAUGCCGCCACCAUGCGACAGUGCAACCUUCGAUGCUUUCUCGGGUAGUGGGGCACCUGCUGCGGGCGCCCUGUCGAUCCGUAAUGGACCGUUCCGUGCUGGCACGUUUCAUGACACUCGUUUGCCACUCUUUGGCUCUGAUACUGUUUCUGGACGUGCAGUACUUCUGGAAGACGACGCGGGACGACCCAUCGCGUGUGCUGCCCUACGGCCACUGAAACCCGGCAUCGCCGCCAGGGCUAUAUUUUAUUAUCCGGUCGCUGGUACAGUGGAGCUACGUCAAGAGGAUCCCGACGCCGAGACAACUGUACUGGUUCAGUUAGCCUACACUGAUGGUUCGACUAACAGAACGAUGGCGCAUCGCAUGGCCAUUCACCGUGAUGCACCUGGACGUGACUUUUACGACUGGCAGAACCGAUGUCGCAGUGUGGGUCCCCGUUAUGACCCUUCACAGGCUGCUGGUUGUCGUCCGGGGCGCCCAUUCAGCUGCGCUAUUGGCGACAUCACCGGCAAGACGGGACGACGCAUUGAAAUUGGUGCUGUGAGACCAGUGCGGUUUUAUCACGCAGACGGUCAGUUACCCUUAUCAGGGCCUCACAGUGUUUUACAUCGAGCCUUCGUAAUUCAUGACGACGGUGCUCCGCCGCACCGGGGCGAUCGCCUUGCGUGCACUCGUAUACUUCCGUUACACCCUGUCAAGGCUUCUGUACGCCGAUGGCGUUUCGCUGAUGCCACGCAAACAGACGGACCCCGAGGUCACGUCAUCUGGACGCAAGAGACACCAGAAGAUCCUGUCUACAUCGACGUGGAACUGCGGGGGCUAGAAGGCCAAGCGACGCGUUAUGGCGUACGCACACGUCCAGUACCUCUGGAACGCCGCUUUCCGUGCCACGACGACGCCUUGGGUCCUCCCUGGCCCGAAAGAAAUGUAACGGGACCGACGCCUGCUGAGGGCUCCUUGGACCAGUAUCUCCCUGGAGACCUCAGUGGCAAACUUGGACCUCUAGACGGAAAGGAAGAAGUCGUGAUCGAUGUCCUGGAUCCGAGCAUACAGCUCUUUGGCUCCAUUUCGCCAAUCGGCCGGUCAGUGGCAGUGCGUAUGAACAAGCGGGACCGUCCCUGGGCUUGCGGCACUGUGCGCCCAGAAAUAGAACCAGGAGAAGGGCGCGAGAUCGUUGCCUUGGCUUCCUUCGAUGAUCCCGCAGCAGCUUUGCAGGGCUACAUACGUCUGCGACAGCUGGAAUACAAGGACGAUUCGGCGAGCAACACGUAUAUUGAAGUUGACCUUCGCUACCCCGGGAAGUACGACCGCAACCAGACCGAAGGCCACGAGUGGUCCAUAUUCGUCAACAGAGUGGCCCACGAUGCCAUCGAACCCAACGAACGGGCUCGCUGUAUCGCAGCAGGAUACCGCUGGAACCCGUACAUUGUUGUCUCAAAUACGGAUGGUUACAAGAAGACCUGCGCUCCAGAUCAACCGCUGCGCUGCGAGAUGGGGGACUUGACAGGAAAACACGGCUCCCUGCGUGUAGGCUUCGGCAAGGCAGUCUUCGCUGACAGCAACUUGCCCCUGGUGGGAAAUUCUUCGGUGUUGGGCCGCAGCGUCAUCAUCUCCGGAGCCCACGGCAACCCCGCUCGCGUGGCCUGUGCCAACCUGUUGCCCGACAUCCAUCUAGUGCGUCAUGUAGCCGUUCGCAAGUUUCCUGGAUUCUCAAGUGGAACCUUCAUGGACCAUAUGCGUCAAAUGCUGAACAUGACAGACUGGUUAGUUGAAGCCGAUGCCCAGGCGGAACAUGAUCUCCUCGAUGGCCAAUGCACUCAGCUCACCGUGCACUUCUUCGGCUCCGAAGCGCACCGUAACCAGAUAGAGUUUGGAAACCUGCUGACGCUUGGCAGUGUGCGGAAGCAGACGCGGCUGGGACUCCGGCUGGUGAAGACGUAUUACAAGCCCUGCAAGUCACUCGAUGAAGAGUUCAAAGAUGGCGGUCAUCACCUCACGCUGUCGUGGCCAUUGAUCGUCUCCGCCUUCGUCUACCUGGCGGCCUAG
This is a messenger RNA of Ornithodoros turicata, 3051 nucleotides long. RefSeq lists its product as uncharacterized. Bases 73 to 3051 code for a protein of 992 amino acids. The record is from RefSeq and is a predicted model, not a curated record. The transcript has 8 exons. Gene Ontology annotation, molecular function: metal ion binding. Gene Ontology annotation, biological process: superoxide metabolic process. Lineage: Eukaryota; Metazoa; Arthropoda; Arachnida; Ixodida; Argasidae.